This is a messenger RNA of Thamnophis elegans (Western terrestrial garter snake), 2467 nucleotides long. RefSeq names its product cytosolic iron-sulfur assembly component 2B (gene CIAO2B). The record is from RefSeq and is a predicted model, not a curated record. NCBI's taxonomy places the organism in Eukaryota, Metazoa, Chordata, Lepidosauria, Squamata, Natricidae. Gene Ontology annotation, cellular component: cytosolic [4Fe-4S] assembly targeting complex. Bases 101 to 595 code for a protein of 164 amino acids. The transcript has 5 exons. Gene Ontology annotation, biological process: iron-sulfur cluster assembly.
GUUCUGGUCUCACCCGGAAGCGGUGCAUAGCACCAUCUCGCCGGAAAUAGGCCGCACCGCAGCCGAGCUUUUCAUUGUCGGCUCCCGGCCUCCAGUCUUCAUGGGGAGGCCGCUCGGCGGCGGCGGCGGCGCCGGUUUGGAGAACGCCAACCCCCUGGUUUACCGGCGCCAGAGCGAGCGGCCCACCACAGCGCGCGAGCAGGAUGAGGGGCUGCCCGACGCCAUCGACGACCGCGAGAUAUUCGAUCUCAUCCGCGGCAUCCACGACCCCGAGCACCCGCUGACCCUGGAGGAGCUGAACGUGGUGGAGCAGCUCCGCGUGCAGGUGAGCGACCCCGAAAGCGCCGUGUCGGUGGAGUUCACACCCACGAUCCCGCACUGCAGCAUGGCGACCCUCAUCGGCCUCUCCAUCAAAGUAAAGCUGAUCCGGUCCCUCCCGGAGAGGUUCAAGGUGGAUGUCCACAUAACACCUGGGACCCAUGCUUCUGAGCAUGCAGUAAACAAGCAACUUGCUGACAAAGAGAGAGUCGCAGCUGCCUUAGAGAACAUGCACUUGCUCCAGGUGGUAAACCAGUGCUUGUCGGGACGAUCUUAGUGUCUGUGUGUCUCUGAGAACAUCUUCAAGGUCUGGUGGAGGCUGGCUUCUUGGUGAAAAAAAGGUCUUUUGUCCUCUGUUGGAGUAAAAAAAUGUAGUUCCUUAGCAAAAAGGCCAUUUAAAUUGGGUUGGGGAUAAACGUGGUUCUGAAAUAUUCCAUUUGAAUAGAGGAAUGUGCUUGUAAUAAUUAACAGAAGCCUUACACCUUCCUAGUCAAAUGGGUCUAUUUUUGAAAACCUCCAGUGAUGGAGCCCCCACAACCCAGGAAGGCAAUUCCAUUAAUUGUUCUCACUGCCAAUAAAUUUCUGCUAGGUUGGAUCUCCCUUUAACAAGGUUCCACCUAUUACUAUCCUGUUUCCCUGAAAGCUGAGAGCUCUUUUCGCCAUCUCCCCUGCUUCCUUGCUUCCCAUGGCUUCCUGUUGCUCUUUGCAGCAUCCCUCUCCUUUCUCCACUUCCCACUCAUUCUUCCUGGGUCUGGAACAACUCAGCCCUUCAUCUGAUUCUGUUCCAGAGCACCAACAUAAGAGGGUGGGGCACCCUAGAAAAGUGUAAGGCUAAUGGACUAAAGGCAAACAGCGCAUGCCCAGAGGCCAUCUACAUAUUUGUAAAAUGUGUCAUUCAUAUAUAUAUAUACAUACAUACACACACACACACACAUACAUAUAUAUAUACAGACACACACACACCUCUAUAGAGAACACAAAUUAUAUCUCUACAAAAUGUAAACUAACUGAAAAACCUGAAACAAUUAAAGAUCUAGAGAAAAAAGCAAAAGGCCUAGAGACAUGUAUAGCUACUUUGAGAUUCAAACAACAAAAUGAGAAACUCUCGGGAAGAAGCUUGCAACCAAACUUAACAUAGUAAGGAACAACUGACAACACAGAAAAUGAACCUUUAGAGAUAAACAGAUGACAAACUUGCCACCAAUAGAAGGGGAACCACCACCACCACCCCCCAAAAAAAUUCCAGUGUAGUCUAGGCCUGCUAGAGUGAAACAUCAUUACCUCCCUUUGGAAGAAAGUGAACAAACUCAUCAUUGAGUUUACCAAUUAUAGAAAAAAGAAAAAAAAAUAAGGCACGCAUUAUUGAUACGAGACUUGGUGCUCAAAGAAACUGAACCAGACCAAUCAAUCUAACUAGGGAAGUUCGCUGUCAUCCAGAUCCAUGAUGCGACUGAGAGGCUUACUAAAAUAACUAAGUCCACAGAUUAUUAUCCUUCUCUCUUUCAUGUGGAAACGACCAAGAGACUAGGAGCACCUAGGCAUGAAAGCCAGAGAGAUGGGGACAAUGGUGGUGUUUUCUUCUGUGCUCCCAAUGAAACGUAAGCAUCCAGUGAGGAAAGACAGAACUUUUGAAGUAAACAGCUGGCUUAAGAGGUGGUAUUGAUGUGAGAACUUUCAAUGCUUAGUUCAUGGUCUACAACACCUACCUGAAGGGCUUUUGACAGACCUCACGAUAACUGGAAAGAACAUCUUUCGAAACUAACUGACUCACCUUAUCAUGGCUGCAGAGCACAUAGUCAAUCUGAUUUUUGUGUUGACCAACUGGUGAUGUCCAUGUGUAGAGUCUUCUCCUGAGUUGUUGGAAAAGAGUGAGAACAAUUAACCAGUGAAUGGCUACCCUCCAGAAGUUGGGGAUGCUCCAUCCCUGGAAGUUUUUAAGGCAAUUGGACAGCCAUUGGUCUGAUAUGCUCCAGGGUCUCCUGUAUUCUGUACAUUUCAGCAGCAUAAGCUAUCAGCAAGGAAGCGUUCAGAAACUAAUAAACCCUUUUAAAAGGGGUUCAGAUAAAUAUCAUUUAAUACAUGGAUGCAAGUCCUUCAUUUCCUGUGUUUGAAAAUAGAACACAUCUGCCAAUAAACUUUCUUUGGAUAA